This is a messenger RNA of Solanum tuberosum (potato), 1667 nucleotides long. Its product is annotated as transcription factor bHLH62-like. NCBI's taxonomy places the organism in Eukaryota, Viridiplantae, Streptophyta, Magnoliopsida, Solanales, Solanaceae. Gene Ontology annotation, cellular component: nucleus. Gene Ontology annotation, molecular function: DNA-binding transcription factor activity; protein dimerization activity. The record is from RefSeq and is a predicted model, not a curated record. Gene Ontology annotation, biological process: regulation of DNA-templated transcription. The transcript has 8 exons. The coding region runs from base 216 to 1457 and encodes 413 amino acids.
CACUUUGUUUCCUUUCCACUUUCCUACACUUUCCUCUCUACUUUCCUUUCCCUUUUCAUUUAAGUGAAAUUCAAAUACCAAAAGUCACAAUCACCUUUUUUUUCUUUGUUUUAACUAAAUUCUUCUUGUAGUUUUCACUUUUUUCAAUUACAAUUUGUGGGGUUUUUGUUUUCUUGAUUUAAUUUGUUAGUCACUUCACAUCACACAUGUACUAAAUGGACAAGAAAAAUUUGUUCUUGAACAAUGUCAACACAAUGAAUGAGUUGAAUUGUACUAGUACUAAUUUUUACAAUCCUAAUUGGGAGAAUUCUUCAAUGGAUUAUCAAAAUGACAAUAUUUUGUCUAGUAAUAGUAACAAUUUUGGAGAUAAUUUUGGUGAAAUCUCACCAAAUUCUUUUGUUGAUAGUAAUAACAAUUCUUGUUAUACUACUCCAUUGAAUUCUCCUCCAAGACUCAAUCUUUCCAACUUUGAUCAUCAAAUCAAGGGAAAUUUUCCAAAUAUUAGUAAUAAUUUGCCACAUUUUUCUGCUAAUCUUGGAAAUUUUUCUUGUUUUGGUGGCAACAAUUUGGUUGGCAAUGAAACAAAAUUUGUCCAAAAUUUGGAAAGUUGUAAACUUUCAAGAAAUAAGUAUGUCAAAGAAAGUGAAUUUGGAGAUUCAAGAGAGAAUUCUUCAAUUUCUCAACAAAUCCAACUUGAAGAAAUUGGAAUUAAAUGUCCAAAUGAUGCAAAUUCCAAGAAGGGGAAAUCAAUUCCAAAGAGGAAAGCUAAAGAAAUCACUCCCAAGGAUGAUAAUGUUUCAACACAAAACAAUGAAUCAAGUUCCAAAAAAGUCAAAACUGAUGACAAAAAUGAAGAAAAUCAAAAGCCUCAAGAACCAUUAAAGGAUUAUAUUCAUGUUAGAGCUAGAAGGGGUCAAGCCACAGAUGCACAUAGUCUUGCUGAGAGGGUGAGAAGAGAGAAAAUUGGUGAAAGAAUGAAGUUUUUACAAGAUCUUGUACCUGGAUGCAAUAAAGUGACUGGAAAAGCUGUGAUGCUUGAUGAGAUUAUUAACUAUGUACAAUCCCUACAAUGUCAAGUUGAGUUCCUCUCGAUGAAGUUAUCUAAUAUGAAUCCAACAACUGACUUCAACGCGGAAUCUCUUACAUCUAAGAAUAUGUUUCAAUCCGUCGGAUCGUUGCAUCAUAACAUGAAUUCAUCAGAAUCCACAAUACAAGAAUUUCCAUAUGGAUUCCAAUCUCAACAAGGGCCAAAUUUACAGAGUUUCUUACCUAAAGAAACAGAAUUUCCAUUUAAAGUUAAUCCUCAUUUGGAUGGUUUUGUGGAACAAACACCUCAGGUUGCAACAUUCUUUGAAGAUCAUGAUCUUCAUAGUUUUAUCCAUAUGGGGUUUGGCCAAAUUCAAGCACAGAACUAUCAUGGCAAUGUGCCCACAGCACAAAUGAAGGCUGAACUAUGAAGAAAAGACCAUUUGAUAAAACUUUAGCAUUCGUUUGAGCCGAGAGUCUAUUGGAAAUAGUCUUUCUAUCCUGUAAAGAUCGAUGGAGUGAUGUAUGCAUACAUCGACCUACUCUCUCCAGAUCCCUCUUAUAGGAUUACACCGAGUAUGUUGUUGUUCUUUGAUUCAAGAAGGGGAAAAAAGAAGAUGGAGCUCAUUUUUCACUUCCAA